This is a messenger RNA of Paramecium pentaurelia, 1908 nucleotides long. The record is from the annotation of a GenBank genome assembly. NCBI's taxonomy places the organism in Eukaryota, Ciliophora, Oligohymenophorea, Peniculida, Parameciidae.
AUGAGUAAAAUUAAAGUGAUGAGCGUAACAGGUAAUCCAGAUUUAUUACACUUCAAAAAUUUACAAUUGACAGAAAGAAAAAAGACUUAUGAGAUCUAAGAAAUGCAUGAAGUAAACAUAUUUAUAAUAAAUUUAGUCUGAAUAUGAUCAUCAAGUGAAACUGCUAAAAAGGGAUGCUUCAUUGAGAAUUUAAAUUAAGAGAUUACAACCACUUUGUAAUUAGGAACCUUUUACUAUGGAUGAUUCAUUUAUGUCUAAAACAGUUAAAAGGUUAAUAAAAUAGAGAUAAAAUAGACCCUUGUUAUUAAUUUAGAAUGGAACACCUACUGUACAUGCAAGUCGCAGAAUUAAAUUUACUCAGACUAUGAUUAGUUAAGCUUAUGAAUCCUAAUUAAGAUUUUUUAAUUCUAGAAAGAAUAGUAUAUAUAUAUGAUUAAUCAAUUUUAGCUUAUGUAUAAAUGAUGUUAUCAAUUGAUGAUUAAUUAUAUCCAAUUAUCAUUGAAUUAUUUAAUGAGUUUGCACCUAAAGCUUGUGAGAAUUUCACCAAAUUCUGUGAAGGUGUUAAUGUUGAAGGAAAGUUUUAUUCUUAUAAAAAAAGUAAAUUCACUAAAUACAAGCCUAAUGGUAUUAAUUUAAUUUAAAUUUUAGGGUUUAUUCAAGGAGGUUAGUUUGAUAAAAAAGUAUCUAUUUAUGGAGGAUAUUUUGAAGAUGAAUCUUAUGCAUUGAAACAUGAUUGUGAAGGUAUUAUUGGAUUUGCAAAUGAUGGAUUUUAACAUACAAAUCAUUCAUAAUUUUAUAUUACAUUAGCACCUAUGCCUUUUUUUGAUUAUAAAAGAGUAGCUUUUGGUAAAAUCAUAAGAGGAAUGAAAUAAAUAUUAAAGGUAUUGAAAUAAGAAUAACAUUUUGAUAUUGUUAUCUAUGAUUGUGGUCGUUAUGAUCAUUAAUAAUAAAUUAAAUUAAAAUUAGAAAAAUUUACUGAUGACUUUUAUUCUAAUCUACCAGAGAAUGCAUAAUCAUUUAAUAAGUUUAUUGAAGCAGAAUAAUUAAAACAUAAUGAAGCAUCAGGUGAUUUCACUUAAUUAGUUAAAUAUCUUGUUGAAUAAAUGAGAAUAAUAUCAAAAUUUGUAUAUUCAUUAACAAAUCUUAAGAAAGCAAUUCAAUAAUUAAAUGAAUCCUUUCUUAAAACAUAAUAUUGUCAAAUUCUAUAUAUAUUAGAUAAUUAAUAAACUUUAUAAGCAGAUAAUUAAUAAUCUAAAUAUAUUGUUGCAUUUAGAGCUGUUGAUGGUACAGAUUCAUGUAGAGCAUCAGCAUUCAUUAUUUUUAAGAAAUAAACUACUAUGUUUAAAUAAGUUACAUUAAAUGAUUUUAAAUAAUAAGCAGAAUAAAUUGUUUCAAUGGGUUAUUGUGUAUAUGGUUAAACAACUUAACUUGUAUUUGGAACUGGAUAUAAUUUAAGUAUGUUUACUUUAUAGAAUAAUGAAUUUAAAUUAUAAUAAUAAGAGUAAUAUAUGAUUUAAUAUUUAUAUAGGUUAUAAAUACCAAAGAAAGAAACAUUCUAUUCUACUAAUAUAAAAGAUGAUUUUUUACAAAAUAAAAUUAUUGCAAAUCUAUCAACCAAAGUUCUAAGAUAUACAGAUAGUAUUUUUACAACACUUCAUCGAGUUGUACGUCUUGGAGGUUUGGCUAUGUAUAAGGAGGUAUCAAUUUUUGAAGCCAUUAUCUGUGCAUUUACUCUAGCCAGAUCAUGGGGAUGGUCAUUUUGUGAUGGAACAAGUUAAUAUUAUAUUUAUUAUUUUAGCUACUUUUAAUUAAAUUAGAAUAAGAGACAUAAAUUAACUAACAUAUCUAUAUAUUGGUUAAUAGAAAUGGAUUUAAAAAAUAGAGAAUCAUUUCCUAUCAAUAGUUUGA